Spodoptera exigua (beet armyworm) is the source of this 1637-nucleotide messenger RNA. Lineage: Eukaryota; Metazoa; Arthropoda; Insecta; Lepidoptera; Noctuidae. The record is from the annotation of a GenBank genome assembly.
CUAAAAUUCACGAUAAGGCAGUUGCGUUGCCGUGGUGCUAAACGGCAGUCGUUUCGCGCUUCGCGCGUAGUGCAUUGUAAAAUUCCUUUUCCGGCUACGAAAAAGUUUUAAAAACACCCUUCACAAUUGACAUUGACAUAAGAUUGACAGUAUGGGUAACACAAGUAAGAAGUUAGCAGCGAAAUGCACGCUUCUAACGAAAGAUGAGCAGAAGUACCUUGCGGCUACCUUCAGGGCGGCCAGUAAGAACUCGGAUAAGAUUCGUGAGGAGGACCUCAUCGUGAGUGGCAAAUUAGAUGCAGUGUUGCUAGAAAGGUUUUGGGGUCCUCAAAUUGACCCUCGACUGGCGCAGUACCUCACUAACUUCCUGUUCGGAUAUGGACCGAAUAAGUCGCCAUCUUGCGACUUCAACAGAUUCGCUGAACUGUACGUGUAUAAUGUUAGAGGUACCUCGGAGGAGCGUAUGAUGGUGGCAUACAACAGUCUUGGUAUGGACUUCAACGAUACUAUUGAGCUGCCCUACCAACUCUUGAGAGAGUAUUGUGAAAGCAUAGCCUCGACCUACAUAAAGGUAUUGAAAUCCGCGUCCACAAGUCGAGCUACGACGUGGAUCAUCAAGGGGUUCAGGGGCAGGGCGUCGCACGUCCAGGCGCUGGGGGAGGCCAUCGCGGCUAGCGUCGAGGGGGACGCUGACGUCACGCUCAACGCUUGCACCUCCAACCAGCUUAAUAAAUGGCUUCAGUUAAACACGUUGCUGCGUCAGAUGACGGAGGCAGUGUUCGUGAACCUGUACGGCAUUAACAAGAAGACGGGAGACGAGAGCCCCGGCCCUGUAGCGAGGGCGGAGCCCUGCCUUAUGCCGUUGCCUAUAGGUUUAGACUCGAUGCCGGACUACCCAGCCUUCAUAGACCUGUCUCACAUCGUAUGGCUAAACUCCCACAUCCCGCAGAAGCAUCAGGACAAAUGGAGAUUCCUUUUCUCCUCCCACAUACAUGGCGAGUCCUUCUCCACUAUGACAGGCCGGAUCCAAGACCAGGGUGCAUCUCUCCUGAUAAUAGAAGACAACUCGGGCUACAUCUUCGGGGGCUACGCCCCAGCUUCAUGGUCCCUCGGCCCCAACUUCGUGGGCAAUGAGGAGUCGUUCCUGUUUACUUUAGCCCCAAAGAUGCGUGUAUACCCAGCCACGACUUAUAACAACCAUUACCAGUACAUCAAUCACCAUACUAAAACACUGCCUAAUGGAUUGUUAAUGGGUGGGCAAUUUCACUUUGGUGCUAUAUGGGUGAAUGGCGAUCCGUUCGGCGAGGGCUCGUCGGCGGAGUCUUGCAGUACCUACAAAGGGUACAAGCGGCUCAGCAAGGAACCCAACUUCCGUAUCAAAAGCUUAGAGGUGUGGGGGGUCGGAGACAAGCCACUGUCUAUGAAGGAAUCUGAUGAAAGGGAUCUAAGUGUCCUGGACGUGAAUCCUGAAGCCAAGGCUAUCCUGGACAUGGCGGGUCGCACGAGACACAGCGAAGGGCUCCGCGAACCACCCCCCUUAUAAUGUAAAUACCUAGACUAGAUACUAUCUCUUAAUAGCCAUAAUUAACUCCUAUAAAGUCUUAUAUAAUGUGUUAGGUUAAAUGAGGAACAUAUUC